Sinocyclocheilus grahami is the source of this 2575-nucleotide messenger RNA. RefSeq names its product XK-related protein 6-like. Gene Ontology annotation, biological process: apoptotic process involved in development; engulfment of apoptotic cell; phosphatidylserine exposure on apoptotic cell surface. Gene Ontology annotation, cellular component: plasma membrane. The coding region runs from base 1 to 1746 and encodes 581 amino acids. The transcript is spliced from 3 exons. The record is from RefSeq and is a predicted model, not a curated record. Lineage: Eukaryota; Metazoa; Chordata; Actinopteri; Cypriniformes; Cyprinidae.
AUGGCAGCAAAAUCCGAUGGCGUGGGGGUCGUUACCGGUUUCGCCCAGCUGCACAACCUGGACGAGGUGCUCGGCGACGAGGAUGCGCUGGACAGCGCGGCCAUACACAUCUGCCACUGCUGCAGCUCGUCGUCGUGCUACUGGGGCUGCAGGAGCGCGUGUCUGCAGUCGCUGCUGGGAGACAGGGAUGCUGGAGGAUGGGGGCGGCCGCAGCAUCAGCACCAGACGGAGGAGCGCCUGUGGCUGGACUGCCUCUGGAUCGUCCUCGCGCUGCUCGUCCUCUUCUGGGACGUCGGCACGGACUUGUGGCUGGCCUUGGACUACUACUCCAAACGGGACUAUCUGUGGUUCGGGCUCACGCUGUUCUUCGUGCUGGUGCCGUCGGUGCUGGUCCAGAUUCUAAGCUUCAGGUGGUUCGUCCAGGAUUACACGGGCGGUGGUCUCGGGGCCAUGGAGGGGCUCAGCCGAAAAGCCACGGCGGAUCUGAGCUCGCGCAUCUACGGCAGGGACAGGUGCUGUGUGGUCUACAUUUGGAUCUGGCAUGCUUGUGUGCACAUCCUUCAGAUGGGACAAGUGUGGAGGUAUAUCCGUACAAUGUACCUGGGCAUCCAGAGUCGACGGCAGAAGGAACACAGGCGGCGCUUCUACUGGGCGAUGAUGUACGAGUAUGCUGACGUCAACAUGCUCCGGCUGCUGGAGACGUUUCUAGAGAGUGCCCCCCAACUGGUGCUACAACUCUGUAUAAUGAUCCAGAAGAACCGGGCCGAGACGCUGCAGUGUGUCUCCUCCGUUGCCUCCCUACUCUCACUGGCCUGGGUCCUGGCUUCGUACCACAAGCUCCUGCGUGACUCCAGAGAUGACAAAAAGAGCAUGAGCUACAGAGGCGCGCUGAUCCACAUCUUCUGGAGGCUUUUCACCAUAUCCUCACGGGUGCUCUCCUUCGCACUCUUUGCUUCCAUUUUCCACAUCUACUUCGGCAUCUUCGUGGUCGUGCACUGGUGCGCCAUGGCGUUCUGGAUAGUGCACGGCGGCACAGAUUUUUGCAUGUCCAAAUGGGAAGAGGUGCUCUUCAACAUGGUGGUGGGCAUUGUCUACAUCUUCUGCUGGUUCAACGUGAAGGAGGGCCGAACCCGGUACCGCAUGGUGAUCUACUACUUCGUGGUGCUUGCCGAGAAUACGGUGCUUACUUGCCUGUGGUACGCCUACCGAGACCCGGUCACCACUGACUCCUAUGCAGUGCUGGUGCUCUGCGGGGUUUACCUAACCUUCGCCUCAGGGGUGAUUUUCAUGGGCAUCUACUAUGGGUUCCUUCAUCCGAUGGGACCUAAAAUCAGGGUGCUAGCUAGCUCCUGUUGUGCCGAGCUUCUUUGGGGACUUCCGUUACCCCCGGAGGCCGAGCCCAUGGCGCCCACCCCUAGACCGCGAGUGUCCCAACCCACUCCCUCCCGGGCUUCCAUGGGGGCCUUUGGCCAGCAGGAUGACACCACAGCGGACACCUGCCUGCCCGUGUUUCAGGUGCGCUCACCCGAGCCCACCACUCCCUUGGGCCGCUACCGGCCGGAGGGACCUCUGAUCAAGAUCGACAUUCCCAGGAAACGCUACCCGGCCUGGGACGCGCACUUCGUGGACCGGCGCUUGCGAAGGACGAUAAACAUCCUGCAGUUCAUCACGCCCGCCACCGUCGGGAUCAGGUACAGGGACGGACCGCUGCUGUACGAGCUCCUGCAGUUCGAAUCGUCCCUGUGACGUCUGACGUCCACGUUUGGUUUCAGAUCUGCCACGUUCCGCAAAAUGCAUGCCAUUUUGGUUUCCGUACAAAUGAGUGUAAAAGAGUGUAAGCAUCAAGCAUUGCACAUUUUUCUUUUACAUCAAAAGCCUCCAGAAGAUGUGUAUAUAUUUUAUAUGUAUAUACUGUCUCUUUUUUACAAUAUCAGUUUAAAAAUGUGUCCUAAUGAAGGGAUAUGUAUGCGUCAUGGUGUUUACAGCCAGCAGAAACCAUUACAUUGGAAAAAUGGAGAUCGGUUGACCACAUCAACACCGCCUUGUGUUCUUAACAACUUUUAUUAAUCUACACUAGCUGAUCUUGAUAUUUCAGAGCUUGUUUUCACACUUGCGUUGAUCGAUAUGCUCAAGUUGGGGUUUAUAUACAAAAAGCACCUGCUAUAACCUAGAUUUUCCACUUGAUAUUUGCAUUGACAAUAGAAUCAAAAAACACUUAUUCUCAGUAAGAGUUGUCAAUUUGAGUAGGAAGUUCUACUAGCAAACUACAGUAGAGCGAUUUGGCGACCUCUAGUGAAUUAAUCGCUGUAUGCGCCCCUUUACACUGACCUCUGUAGGCGAGAAUCCACCUGCCAAGUGGCAUUCAUUGUCUGUUUGCCUUAAAAUCUAUAUUUAGUUUGUUAAAGUGUCUUGAUUAUUGUAUUCUUCGGUUAUUAAAGAAAUACCUCAUUGACUCCGUAUAGCACAGUUCAAAUCCAUUAAACCCUUUGCACAAUAAGCAUGGUUAAUAUUGCACUGAGAAUCAUGUUGGAUCUGUUUAGUGGGAAUUUAUAUUAAUAAUUAAAUAAUAAAAGCA